Molecule: messenger RNA, 6292 nt
Organism: Lepidothrix coronata (blue-crowned manakin)
Lineage: Eukaryota; Metazoa; Chordata; Aves; Passeriformes; Pipridae
Gene: MTCL2
Product: suppressor of glucose, autophagy associated 1
Exons: 16
Coding region: 135-4556 (1473 amino acids)
Biological process (GO): regulation of autophagy; insulin receptor signaling pathway
Source: RefSeq, a predicted model, not a curated record
GCACCUCGCUCGCCUUCUCCGACCUCACCGAGGAGCUGCUGGACGCCGGCACCGACGGGCUGCUCCGCGAGCUGGAGGACCUGCGCUCCGAGAACGACUAUCUCAAGGAUGAGAUCGAGGAGCUGCGCGCCGAGAUGCUGGAGAUGAGGGAUGUCUACAUGGAGGAGGACGUGUACCAGCUGCAGGAGCUCCGGCAGCAGCUGGACCAGGCCAGCAAGACGUGCCGCAUCCUGCAGUACCGGCUGCGCAAGGCCGAGCGCCGCAGCCUGCGCGUGGCACAGACCGGCCAGGUGGACGGAGAGCUCAUCCACAGCCUCGAGCAGGACGUCAAGGUGGCCAAGGACGUCUCUGUGCGGCUCCACAAUGAGCUGGAGGUGGUGGAGAAGAAGAGGAUCAGGCUGGAGGAGGAGAACGAGGACCUGCGCCAGCGGCUCAUCGAGACCGAGCUGGCCAAGCAGGUGGUGCAGAACGAGAUGGACAAGCUCCGAGAGAAUUCCCUCAAGAAGCGGGGGUCUCGCUCCCUUGGGAAGACAGAGAAGAAGCCAUCAGUGCAGGAGGACAGCGCAGACCUGAAGUGCCAGCUGCAUUUUGCCAAGGAGGAGUCGGCCCUGAUGUGCAAGAAGCUGACCAAGCUGGCCAAGGAGAACGACGGGAUGAAGGAGGAGCUGCUGAAGUACCGGUCCCUGUACGGGGACCUGGACAGCUCCCUCUCUGUGGAGGAGCUGGCUGACUCUCCCCAUUCCCGCGAGGCCGAGCUGAAGGUGCACCUCAAGCUGGUGGAGGAGGAAGCCAACAUCCUCAGCCGGAGGAUAGUGGAGCUGGAGGUGGAGAACCGCGGGCUGCGGGCGGAGAUGGACGACAUGAAGGGCCAGGGGGACAGGGAGCUGCCGGGGCAGGACACGCGGUUCCUGGUGGGCAUCUCCAGCUGCGGGGACGGAGGGGACACGGUGGCGGAGCUGCGCCGGCACCUGCAGUUUGUGGAGGAGGAGGCCGAGCUGCUGAGGCGCUCGCUGCUGGAGCUGGAGGACCAGAACAAGCUCCUGCUGAACGAGCUGAGCAAGUACAAGUCGGACCACGAGCUGGACGUGACGCUGUCGGAGGACAGCUGCUCGGUGGUCAGCGAGCCCUCGCAGGAGGAGCUGGCCACGGCCAAGGUGCAGAUCAGCGAGCUGAGCGGGAAGGUGAAGAAGCUGCAGUACGAGAACCGCGUGCUGCUCUCCAACCUGCAGCGCUGCGACCUGGCCUCCUGCCAGACCACCCGGCCCAUGCUGGAGACCGAUGCCGAGGCCGGAGACUCGGCACAGUGCGUCCCCACUGUCGGCUGGAGGGACGGCACGGGCGGCGGCGAGGCCGACGGGCAGGACAGGGUGCCUGGCAACGGGAAGGUGCUCGAUGGCCCCGCCAAGGUGCUCAAGCCCAAAGACCUGGAGACCUUGCUGGGCAUCAGGGACCAGGCGACGCUCGUCAGCAAAGCGAUCGACGUCUUAAUUUCGGAUGCCAACGGCUUCACCUCCGGGCUGAAGGCUUGCUUGGACAACGAGUGCGCGGGGGUGCUGCUGGGCGAGGCGGUGGGCAGUGGUGGUGAGAGCCCCAGCGACGCCAAGCUGAUGAACGUGCUCCUCAUGCGCCUGGGAGUGCUCCAGCAGGACCUGGGCUGCCUCGUGAGGAAGGUGGACCACCUCACCGGCGGCAUCAAGGAGCACACAGACUCUUUCCCCUUCUCCAGCCCCAGCAGCCAUGACGUCACCAAAGAGGGGUUGCAGAAGGACCAUUCCUCCGACUUCCAGCAGCCUGAUUUUAGGGACGCCGACCCUUUCCGCAUCCCCCACGCCAAGGACACGGACCCCGCACAUCCCCGGAGUUACAAAACCUGCCGGCCUGAGGAGAACGACUCCUACGCCACCGAGAUGAAGGAGCUGCAGCUGGUGCUGUCAGAGGCCAACGAGAGCCUGCGGGGGCUGCAGGAGCAGCUCUCGCAGGAGAGGCAGCUGAGGAAGGACGAGGUGGACAACUUCUCACAGAAGAUCUGCCAGCUGAAGGAGGACCACCAGAAAGCGCUGCUGCGGCGGGAGUUUGAGCUGCAGAGCCUGAACCUGCAGAGGCGGCUGGAGCAGAAGUUCUGGAGCCAGGAGAAGAAUCUGCUGGUGCAGGAGUCACAGCAGUUCAGGCAGAGCUUCCUUCUGCUCUUCAUGAAGCUCAAGUGGUUCCUCAAGCGCUGGCGCCAGGGCAAGAUGGUGCACAGUGAGGGCGAGGACUUUUUGGAGGUGAACAGCAUGAAGGAGCUGUACCUGCUGCUGGAGGAGGAGGAGCUCGCCCCACAGCAACAGGCAGACAACAAGAUGUGUGCUGGGGACACCUGGACCCCCAACACACCCAACGAGUGCAUCAAGACUCUGGCCGACAUGAAGGUGACCCUGAAGGAGCUGUGCACGGAGCUGCGGGAGGAGCGGCGCGGGGCCAGCGAGCUGCAGCAGCAGUUCACCAAGGCCAAGGCUGCCUGGGAGAUGGAGCGCGCCGAGCUCAAGUGCCACAUUGCCCAGCUGGAGUCAAAGGCAGGCAAAGGGAUCGCAGAGCGAGCGCUGCCGGACUGGAAGGUGGCACUGAAGAGGGAGCGUGAGGAGCACCAGCAUCUCUUGGCAGAGUCCUACAGCGCCGUCAUGGACCUCACCAAGCAGCUGCAGAUCAGUGAGAAGAACUGGAACCAGGAGAAGGUGGAGCUGCUGGCUCGCUUCAAGGAGGAGCAGCAGCAGGCAGAGCAGCAAGCAAAGGACCUGCAGAACAAACUCAACCAGUUGCAGAAAGGAUCCAACCCAUGGGCAUUGAAGCACUCGGAAAUGGAGAAGCACGGCAGCAACUGGAAAGAGGCUCUCAAUGAGAAAAUCACAGACAAGGAGACAAUCUCUGAAACAGAAGCCAAGGGAACCAACCUCAAAAGGACCAAGUCGGUUUCCUCCAUGUCAGAGUUCGAAAGCUUGCUCGACUGUUCUCCCUACCUCCCUGGAAAGACCAUGCCAGGGCUGGGUGACCAUGCCUGGGGCAAAAAAUCAUCCUCAGCCACCCAGCUGCUGCCCAAUGGGAUCCGGGACAGCGCCAGUGUUCCUCCCUCCAACUGUACAUAUGUGAAUAUUGAACAACCCGCCCCCGACAGCCUGGCCAAGGAGAAGCUGGGCGUGUCCUCCUGGGACUACUCUCGGGCAAGCAGCCUCUCUGGGCACGACCCAGCCCACAAACAAAUACAGAGGAGCUACACGGCGCCCGACAAGACCGGGAUCCGCAUCUACUACAGCCCGCCGGUGGUGCGGCGGCUGGAGGCGCCUCUGGUGCACAACAAGGAGGGCAAGAUCAUGAUCGAACCUGGGUUCUUGUUCACCAUGGCCAAGCCAAAGGAGCCGGAGGAGUCGGCCAGCACCGAGGGCACCUACAGCCAGUGGCUGUGCAACUUCUCCAAGCAGCAGCGGGAGCUGCUGGACGGCGGCGCGGUGGAGGGCGCGGUGCCGCCGGUGCCGCGCUUCCCGCCGGCGCUGCACGACCUGGAGAUCUCGGGCAACAUGAGCGACGACAUGAAGGAGAUCACCAACUGCGUGCGGCAGGCCAUCCGCUCCAGCUCCCUCGAGAGGAAGGUGAAAAGCACCUCCAGCCAGACGGUGGGGCUGGCCCACGUGGGGACACAGACCAUCCAGACGGUGAGCGUCGGCCUCCAGACCGACCUCCCGCGGGGCGCCGGCGUGCACGGCAAGAGCUGGUCCCCGCGCAGCUCCUCCCUCGUGUCCGUGCGCAGCAAGCAGAUCUCCUCCUCCCUGGAUAAGGUCCACUCCAGGAUCGAGCGGCCGUGCUGCUCCCCAAAAUACGGCUCUCCGAAGCUCCAGAGGAGGUCUUCCUCCAAGCUGGACGCCUCCAAGGACAGGAGCCUAUGGAACUUGCACCAGGGCAAGCAGAACGGCUCCGCCUGGGCCCGCUCCACCACCACCCGCGACAGCCCCGUCCUCAGCAACAUCAACGACGGCUUGUCCAGCUUGUUCAGCGUGGUGGAGCACGCGGGCAGCACCGAGUCCAUCUGGAAGCCGGGCUGCCCUGAGAGCAGCCGGACCAAGCCUGAAGCACCCAAGUAUGGCCUCGUGCAGGAGUUCUUCAGGAACGUCUGCGGGCGGGCGCAGAGCCCCACCACCCCCCAGGAGAAGAAGGAGGCCGCUGGGGAGGAAGGCAGCAAGAGAGCCGAGCACCCCAGCACCGUCACCCACCACCCAGCUGAAAACAUCUCCCGCGUCCUGAACAAGAAGGUCCUCAAGCAGAGCAGCUGCGAGGACCCCAAGCCCUCGUCCCCCGGGCAGGGCAGUAAGGACACAGCCCUGCGGGACCCCGACCUCAUCUCGGCCUUAGCCAGCGAGGACACGGCGUGUGACUGCAGCUCCCAGUCCCUCACCUCCUGCUUCGCCCGGCCAUCCCGCUCCGCCGUCCGCCACUCCCCCUCCAAGUGCAAACUGCACCCCGCGGACCCCCCCAGGGCGGAGGAGAAGCCGGGGGCCUCGACCUGCAAUGUAAAACCAAGUGCAUUUUAAAAAUACCGAAAUGAGCUACAUUGGAGAGGCACCAAUUGGAUUAAGAGAUUGUGGGUUGGGAGGCUGCAGCGUGGCCCGUGGUCUGCGCUGCACAUCCUUCUGUCACCACCAGAAAAAGCCUUACCCAAGGAGGGAGGGGGCAGCAGCCACAGCCCCCACGGCAGUGCAGAGCUCCUGGGGCUGGGGGGCUGUGACCCAGCCCCACACAGAGCAGCGUUGGUGCUUCUGUGCAGCUCCAGGAGAGAGCAGAGAUUUCUGAGGCAGCUGCCUGACCUAUUUUCGAGCUGCCUGCCAGGGGCCAGGCAGGGAUUCACCCAGAUGGAGCUGCCUGCAGGUGCCUGUGGAUCCUGGGGCUCUGUGCAUUGCUCUAGGGCUGUGUACACUGGUCCAAGGGCUCUGUACACUGCUCCAAGGGCUCCAUGCACUGUUCCAAGGGGCUGUGUACCCUGCUCCAGGGGUUCUGUGUGCUGCUUCAAGGGCUCUGCAUUGCUCUGGAGCUCUGUACACUGUUCCAGGAGCUCCAUGCACUGCUCUAAGGGCUCUGCAUUGCUCUGGGCCUCUGUACACUGCUUGUGGGGCUCCAUACACUGCUCCAAGGGCUCUGUGUGUUGCUCUGGGGCCGUGUACACUGCUCCAAGGGCUUUGUACGCUGCCCCAGGACCUCUGUACGCUGCUCCAAGGGCUUUGUAGACUGCCCCAGGACCUCUGUACGCUGCUCCAAGGGCUUUGUAGACUGCCCCAGGACCUCUGUACACUGCUCCAAGGGCUCUGUGCAUUGCUCUGGGGGUGUUUACACUGCUCCCAGGGCCUCUGCACAUUGUCAUCCUGCAGUUCCACUUACAAACUGCUCGUGCUGCCGAGGCUGCUGCCCUCUCCCGUCCAGCCCAGCCACUCGCUGCCCGCAGCAGCAGCAGCAGCGGGGCUGCAUCACUGCCACGUCGCAGCCUCCGUCAGCACCUCCGCGACGGCCACUCACUGCCUGUGUCUCCAGACACAAACCAGCAUCAGCCAGGGCUCCUCAGGCCCAGCACCGAUGGCCUUUUGCUCCUGGCCCCACAGGGACCCUCGUCACGCGGGUGGGGGACGCACAGGGCAGGUGCCACCCACCCUCACCAGCAGCCGGGGCCGGGCGCUGUCCCUGCCUUGCCAGGGAGCAGUCGGGUCUCUGUCCCACAGCACUGCCACGGGCGAUCUCCUGCUGUACAUAGAUCCUUUCGGGGUGGUUUUUAGCAUUUUCAUUGAUAAAUCGGGGUUUUGGUUUUGUUUGGUUUUGGUUUUGUUGUUUUGUUUUUUUUUUAAAGACUCCUCUACUUUUGGAAUGUGGUUUCUCAUUUUUACAACUGCCUUUUAAUUAUUUGUAAUAUUGGUCAGUUCUGUCUUACUCUGUAAAUAGCAGUGCUGGGCAUUUCCCAGGGAGGCUGAGCCGAGGCUGGCAAGGGAUUUGUCGGGAAAAUUUGAGGUGUGGAGGUGGCUGAUUCUACCCCAGCCCCUGCAUGGACCCUGCCCUGUCCUCCCCAUAUGCCAGUGCCCAACCUGGGGUGAAGCCCGAGGUGUUUUGGGCAAAGCCACGCUUGCCCCUGCCCUGUCCUCCUGCCUCCUCUCACCAGCCCAUGCCAAGGUCGCAUGAAGGGCACCUUGUGCUCCGAUGACAGGCUCCCUGCCCACCCUGUCCUGCACCCCUGUAUCAUGCCUGCUUGUUGUGUGAUGAAUAAAGGUCCUGCAACCCCUCACCCACA